GACAAACACCUUCUUAAUGUACUCUGUCCGGUAUGCGUGUAUAUUUUGUGCGCCAUGCUCAGAGUAUGAACAAUGCUAUGCAUCAAUCGGAGCACAUAAACUUUGUUUCUCGUCAUCAUGAUCCACCACUAACAUUAGUCGGAAAGCAACAGGCGGAAUUCGCCGCUGCUUGGCUUUAUAAUCACAUACAAAAACUCUGUUCUGAAAAUCAACAUCAUAAUCAUGACACCCCUCUAGCUAUCUUAUCAUCUCCUAUGAUUCGAGCAUUGGAAACUGCACAAGUUAUGUCAAAGGUAAAUAUUUUGUUCUCAUGUUUCUUUGUAUUUAUUUUUUAUAAAACAUUUUGUUUUAAGCAAUUCAAUUCGCUUCCUAUUAUUGUGAUGCCGUCUAUAUGUGAAACUGGAGGAGUCUUUUCGGGUUCCCGUGUCAAUUCUGUCGUUUCUAGUAAGGAUUCAAAAAGUCAGAAACAUUCGCAUGAUGUGGCUCCGUCAAAUCAAUCAGAAUCCUUUCAUAACGGAAUUACUGUAGACGCUCUUUAUUUACGUUUUCCGACCGUAAGCGUGGCUCAGAAUAUUCAAAAGAAUGGAUGGUGGUUUGGGAGUCGAGAAACAUCAGCGAACGCUUAUACUCGAGCAUGCAAUUUUUCAAGGUUACUGUGGCUUCAUGCAUUGAUGAAUCCUAAAAGUACAUUAAUUAUUAUAACGCACGGAUUAUUCUUAGAUAUGCUGCUGAAAUCACUUUUAAAUUCGACUGGAUUAAUUGCCACCCAACCAACACCUCCAAAGGAAAUGCUGGCUUGCUCUAAUUAUAAAAAGGAUGCAGAACCGUUAACAGCUUGGCCUGACUUUGAAUCAGCUUCACCUACCACAUUCACACACUCUAAUGAUCCCUCAUAUUUUUCCUUAAGCACCCACUUUUUAUGUAAUAACGUGGGUAUAAGUUUACUUGAAUUGUUUGUGGACUCACCAUCGCAUUUAUGCAACGAGCCUUGUAACAGUCAGCUCUUAUCACAUGAUAACUCUUUACAAAACAUGCUUCAUCUUAAAUUAGGUAUUUUAUUUUGGAACCAGUGUUUUUUUCUAAAAAAUGAUUUAUUACGUAAAAGUAAUCAUGAAGUUUUCAGUUUUUCUACAUUUUAA
This is a messenger RNA of Hylaeus volcanicus, 1139 nucleotides long. RefSeq lists its product as uncharacterized. The transcript is spliced from 6 exons. Bases 33 to 1139 code for a protein of 368 amino acids. The record is from RefSeq and is a predicted model, not a curated record. Gene Ontology annotation, molecular function: phosphatase activity. Gene Ontology annotation, cellular component: cytoplasm. Lineage: Eukaryota; Metazoa; Arthropoda; Insecta; Hymenoptera; Colletidae.